Eupeodes corollae is the source of this 632-nucleotide messenger RNA. RefSeq names its product general odorant-binding protein 56a-like. The transcript has 2 exons. Gene Ontology annotation, molecular function: odorant binding. Gene Ontology annotation, biological process: sensory perception of smell. The record is from RefSeq and is a predicted model, not a curated record. The coding region runs from base 100 to 519 and encodes 139 amino acids. Lineage: Eukaryota; Metazoa; Arthropoda; Insecta; Diptera; Syrphidae.
AGAUCACCUACGAUUACCAUAUGUAUAAAAGUGCCUCCAAAACAUCAGAUUUGUACUAAAUUCAUCAAAUACUUGUCCGCUUAAAGCCAAAUAUUGAAUAUGAAGUACGGUGCAGUUAUAACGGUAUUUUCUUUGAUUUGCCUAGUCAAUCUAGUCUCUGCAAAUGAAAAUGCACAUGAGGACAUUAUUAAUUACGUUAAAGGAGUAAUUGAAGGAUGUAAAACAAAAAUGAAUACCCCUGAUGAUAUUUUCGAAGAUGUAUGGACUGGUAAAUAUGAUAAAGGUGGAGCUAAUGAAAUGGGCAUGUGUCAUAUCAAUUGCAUGAUGAAAGAAUUCGGAGCUUUGAAAGAUGGCAAGGCGGAGGCAUUUGAAACUUUUAAGGAACAUAUGCAUGAGGAAGAAGCCAAAGAAGUUUUGGAAAAAUGUCAACAGGAAACUGGUGAAACUGAUUGUGAGACAGGUUAUAAGGUUUAUAUGUGCAUGAAAGCUAAUUCUGAAAAAAUGUUCAAACCACAAUAAUAAUGCAAAAAAGGAUAAUUAACUAUUACUUAAAUACUUAUUUACUUUAUUAAAAUAAGGGGAUUGGUAUACCUUUUUAUACCAUAAUAAAUAAUGUAUGAACAUAAAAACAA